UUCGGCCCCGGGUCGUGUUCGUUAUUAGCUCGAGCGCGCCGGAGGCCGCGCCGAGCGGUCCCUUUGAUCCCGAGGCGACAUGGGGAGCCCGGACUUCUACGCGCUGUGGUCCCUGCGCGACGCGCCGCGGCAGUUCUUCAGCAAAUCCAACCGGAGCAGCUUCCAGGUGCACGUGCCGCUGCCGCUGCCCAAGCAGCUGGUCAUCUUUGGGCUGGGGGAGUGGAGGAGCGGCGAGGCCACCAUUUCAGUGGAGGUCCUGGUUAGUGCGCAGGCGCGGCCCCAGAGAAUCGGCACCCUGACGAGUCAGACGAGGUGCCUGAUCUGGGAGGGAGACUGGAACAGUGACAUUGUCGCCGAAGCAGCAGAAAGAGGCCGAAGAGGAGUUUACGGCAAGAUAGUUCUCACCGUGUGUCGGGAGCCGCAGGGCGCAUGCGUGUUCAGCAGCACGCCUCUGGCGCAGAGGACGCGUCUGUUCCCGGAGCAGGAACACGCAGCCGACCUGUGCAGCACGUUGCUCAAGAACGAGCGUGACCCGGUGACUCCCAGCUCCUCCCACCUGGGCGACGGUGAUGGCGACUGCUCCGCUGACGUCCAGGUCAACGCUAUCGACACCACUGACGUGACUGUGAAGAACGGGCCGCAGAAUCAGACACCCAGACGUCCCGCCAUCCGCAAGCGAGGCCUCCUGACGUCCAGCUUCGAGGACACACACAGUCCGAAGGUCCAGGCUUCAACCCCCAAGAAGAUGCGGCUGAGCACCCAGGAGGAAGUGACCUUCCAGAUAAAAACCGACAACAGAGUUUCAGUGACCCCUUCAACGCGCUGGAGCCACACGAUGUGUCUGAGCGACCCGGACACGGCCAUCCUCAUCGGGGGGGAGACCUCGGAUCAGAACCACUGCCAGGACUCGCUGUGGAAGCUGGAGUUGGACAGCGAUUUCUGGUUCCCCAUGAACUCGUCUGCGUCGGGUCCGGUUCCCCCGUGCGCCCAAGGACAUUCUGCAACCUAUGACCCGGACUCCAAGUCGGUCUUUGUCUACGGGGGUCUGGGGAAGGGUCUGCGCUACAGCGAGCUGUACAUCCUCGACACGGUCAGCUGGAAGUGGAGGCUCGUCACAGCAAAAGGGAACGUUCCCAGCUUGGCGUAUCACUCGGCGAUGUUCUACAAGAGGGAGCUCUUUGUGCUGGGUGGAGUCCAGCCGAGCGCGUCCUCCGGGGAUAAACCCUGCAGCAGUGCCCUCUACAUCUUCAACCCAGAGUUUGAACUGUGGUACAAGCCCAUCGUGGACGGAGACAAACCUCUGCCGAGGUUUGGACACUCGGCGACACUUCUCUCCCAGAGUCUGGUAAUAUUUGGUGGCCGAAAUACUGCAACGUACCUCAACGACGUCUGUGUUCUGGAUUUGGGAUUCAUGGAGUACACGGCCGUGAAGUGUGGGAACCUUCCUCCACUGCCUCGAGGGUUUCAUGCAGCGCUGCCAGUGUCAGACAACAGGAUUCUAGUCAGUGGAGGCGUCAGUGCGAUCGGAGCCCUGCAGGACGUGCACAUCUUCAACACGGACACCAACCUGUGGAGCCCAGUGGCGUCGCCGCUGCUCUCCUCCAGGCCCCGCGCCGGCCACAGCAUGAUAAGUUUGGGCUGCUCCACUCUAACGGACGCCGAGAAGCACGAACGGGGCCAAAACGUCAGCGUUCACUGCAGGUUGCUGGUGUUCGGCGGCUCUGACUGUUGUGGGACCUUCUACAACGAUACGCUCAAGUGCACAGUGGAGAUUCCAAGUUACAAAUGAACUGAGUCCAAGCAGGACGGUCUGCUUUUAAACAGUGGAGGACGCUGUGAUGAAGCAUCUUGAUGUAUUUGUCUCAACUUGUUACACUGGAUUUGUCUGUUUUUAAACAAUUGUAUGCAUUCUGUACAUGCCACAAGCAGGCAGUUUUUGCACAUUUUCAUUAGAAUUUAAAUAAAUAUUACAAAGUCA
Messenger RNA from Betta splendens (Siamese fighting fish), 1978 nucleotides. RefSeq lists its product as uncharacterized. The transcript has 13 exons. Gene Ontology annotation, molecular function: protein binding. The record is from RefSeq and is a predicted model, not a curated record. Bases 80 to 1789 code for a protein of 569 amino acids. Lineage: Eukaryota; Metazoa; Chordata; Actinopteri; Anabantiformes; Osphronemidae.